AUGCGUUUCUCCAGCAUCAUCGCUCCAGUCAGCUUGGCCGCUCUGGCUUCUGCCGCCCCAGCACUCAAUGCCCGUGGUGACGACUCGUGCAUUCCUUAUAACAUCGCCAUCGCCAUCGAAACCCAGUGGAUUUCUACCCUGACCAACUUCGACACUGCCACCGCAACCAACCUACUCGCCCCUGAGCUUGUUGACACCUCAGACUCGAUCAACUACAUUGCUGGCAUUCCUUUGGGCGGUCCUACCUUCCCCAGCGCCCAGGCAUAUAUUGCAGGCCAAGGCGCUCAACCACCCAUCGGCUUCACCGUUCUGGGCACAGACGUCGUCACCUGCGAUGGUUAUAUCGUCCUCCGAUGGGUCGGUGCUGUUGGCAAACAGAUCUAUCCUUCGCAGGGUAUCACGAUUUUGAAGGCCGUGCAGAAGGGUCCUGAUGCCACCGUCGGACCCACUGGCUGGCAACUCGCCGAGAUUCACACCGAAUUCAACUCCGCCGCGUGGAUUGUUGACAUUGGUGGCACUUGCCCUCCUCCCUCCGGCAAUGCGCGCCUGUUGAGAAACUAA
Molecule: messenger RNA, 561 nt
Organism: Cladophialophora psammophila CBS 110553
Lineage: Eukaryota; Fungi; Ascomycota; Eurotiomycetes; Chaetothyriales; Herpotrichiellaceae
Exons: 1
Coding region: 1-561 (186 amino acids)
Source: RefSeq, a predicted model, not a curated record